Messenger RNA from Daphnia pulicaria, 1370 nucleotides. RefSeq names its product chitin-binding domain protein cbd-1-like. The transcript has 12 exons. NCBI's taxonomy places the organism in Eukaryota, Metazoa, Arthropoda, Branchiopoda, Diplostraca, Daphniidae. The coding region runs from base 133 to 1128 and encodes 331 amino acids. Gene Ontology annotation, molecular function: chitin binding. The record is from RefSeq and is a predicted model, not a curated record. Gene Ontology annotation, cellular component: extracellular region.
CGGAUACCAACAAUAAGUCAAUCGUGAAUGCCAAGCGACAGUAUAAAACGGUAAACGUCUGGUCUGUGACGUUACAUUUAAAUCGCUGGCUUAAUCAAGUAUAGUAAAAUCAGAAUCAAGAAGAAUUUCACAAUGCUGAAAUCGCUUUUCUCUGUGUUCCUUCUGCAAAGUUUCCUGUUGGAAAUUAGUGCCUUUUCGUUAUCCAGCAUGAAACAGGAAAGUUUUACUUGUCCGACAUCAGAUGGGUUCUAUGCUAUCGAAGGCCAAUGCACAGCGGAUUACUACGCAUGUGUCGGAGGUGUUGCUUAUCUAAUGACAUGUCCAACUAACACUGUUUUCGAUCCGCUUCUCUCGAAAUGUGUUCCUUACGAAUCAGCCUCCUGUCGCACCGGUGCAACGACUUCUCCAGCGACCACGAUUACAAGCACAUCGCGUACAACAACGACACCUACGGGUCCUACUUUUACUUGCCCGACACUCGAGGGAUUCUACGCCAUUCCCGGUACCUGUGGGCCAGAUUACUAUGUGUGCGUCUCAGGAUCGCCUUAUAUAUCGACUUGUCCCGAGGGCAGCAUUUUCGAUCCAGCUACUCUGGUGUGCACUGCUAUAGAUCAAGCUUCUUGCCAGUCAGAAUUCAAAUGCCCAACUUCAGAUGGCUUUUACCCAGUGCCCGGAACUUGUGGCAAUAGCUACUACUCGUGUGUCGGAGGAACAGCUUAUCUACAGAACUGUCCUGGUACUGCGGUCUUUGAUCCGGCUACCAACAAUUGCGUCAUGGAAGAAAAUGCGUCAUGCAAAAGCACAACUACUACUACGCGAACAACACCUACAACAACGCCCACAACAACGCCGACUACGACCCCCACAACAACACCAACCACAACUACAACAACUACUACAACAACUCCGAAACCUACUACUCCAGCUCCAUUCGUGUGUCCGGGACCUGCAGGACAAUACCCUUAUCCGGAUAGCUGUACUUUAUACUACGUUUGCUCAUCAGAUGGCAAUUACAUUGUAGCAAGUUGCCCAGUAGGUCAAGUAUUUGAUCCGUCAACGCAGUACUGCGAGGACCCCGUAAAUGUUCCAGGGUGCCAAUUUGAUCCCAUUCUGUUUCUUCGGGUAUAAAAUGGAUCUGCGAUUUGUCGGAAUAACUGGCAGUCCAUUGGUGUAAGUCUCAGGAACAAAUACUAUAACAACCGUAUUUCCAAUUACUAUGAUUCCGAUUACAAAAUUCCAAUUUAAACGACCCCAAAAUAGCCGAACUACUUACUAUACAAAUGUGUAACAGUCAGAAUUAAAAUGUUCGAUAAAGGCUCAGUUUUUGCACUGUUUUGCAUCACUUAAUUCAAAUAUAUAGAAUGCAGCAA